This is a messenger RNA of Seminavis robusta, 1707 nucleotides long. The record is from the annotation of a GenBank genome assembly. Lineage: Eukaryota; Bacillariophyta; Bacillariophyceae; Naviculales; Naviculaceae.
AUGUCGAGUCUCCCGCCGUAUUCGACGUUCCGGACGGACAACAAGCAAAUGAUGUUCCCACAGGCAACGUCUCAUGGGAACAUCCUUACCUUCACUCCGCCUGGGUUCCGUCACUCUCUCAAUGUCAAGUUUCCAGACUCUCGGUUGGCUGUGUGCGAGAAAUGCAAGAAGAACUUCAAGACCAGGGACAUGUGUCGGGUUCGCAAUGCGCACACUUCUGCUCCAUGGACAACAGCUUUUAUAUGUAUCACCCUGGAUGCAUCUUGCACGGAUGAGAAUGGAAAGUACGUUGACAAACCGCUCACUGUACGAAUGGUUCAGUGGCAACCAUACUGCAUCAAGAAACCGUUUGAUCCCAAAACUCCUGUCUGUGCUGCUUGCAAAAAGACCAACCGGACGAGAUCUUUCUGUCGAGAACGUCACAAGCAUCGUCAGCUUCCUUGGUGUACUGUCUACGUUAUCUUGAGUGCCCUGGACCAGACAGAUCCCAAUACUGUAGUGGCUGCUCCAAGCAAGUUGGUUGGAGGAUCUAUUGCACCUGGUGGAACCACAACGCCUACUAAAGAAGAGGACAAGGGAGAUCUCAAGGCUGAGGAUGCUGACGCUGGACAGGAUGCUGUGACAGGAACCCCGGCUACUUCCUCUUCGUUUGAUUCUUCUCACACCACUGUGCCAACCUCCGAUGAGUCCAAGAGCGAAAAGAAGAAGAGAAGCGACGAAGACGGCGAUGAUAUAAAUGACAUUGCAGAGAGUCGUACCUUUCUGGCUAAAGUAUCAUGCGAAUCAACGACAAUACACUGGCUAGAAAUGGCAGAGUACGACGGGACAGAGGCUACUCAGUUUCCUGGAUAUGCCAAUACAGACGGUGCAGCAGCGGCAGCCGUCGCCGCCGCCCCGCCCCCUGUGAAUCCUGCAAUGCCAGGAAUGGAUCCAAACCAGGCACAGUAUUAUGCUUACGCAGCACAACAGCACCAGCGUGCACUCAAGUCACACCAGCAGUAUUUCUUUCAAAUGCAUCAACACAGUCAACAACACUAUGCUGCGUGGCAGGCACAUUACCAAACAGGACAACCGGUUGCUGUGCAACCUGCUCCAGGACCACCUCACCAUCAUGCCCCACCUCAUCAUCCAGCACAACCGCAUCAUCCUCCGCCCGUGGCCCCUGCUCCGCCUCCAGUUGCACCCCAUCCGCAGCACCCUCCCCCUCCGCCGCCAGCGAGGCCUGAAGCUGAAGCUCCGACAGCAUCACCACCAGUGACUGCAGGGGAAGCUGCGGCACAACAGCGAAGGACGUAUGCUCAGCCAGGUGUACCGCCACCGCCACCGCAUCAGGUAUACUCGCCCCAUGCCGCACCUCCACAUCAUGGAGCCCCUCCGCCUCAUGCCGCACCUCCACCUCAUGCAUACCCCCCACAUGCGGCGCCGGCUCCUGCUCCCGCUGAUGCCUCGACGCACCCUCAUCCGCACGCAUCUCCGCAUCAGCCACCUGCGCAUCAACCGCAUCCAUACCAUCAGCACCCAUACGCUCCACCGCCGCCGCAUCAACAACACCACCAACAUCCACCCCCGCAUCAUGCUCCACCACCACAUCACGCUCCACCAACACCUCAUCCUGAGCACCAACCCGCACAUCACCACCCUCCAGAUACUCAAGCAUCUGAUCGACCUGAGGAAGAAGAAAACCCUGCAAAACGCCAACGAAUCUAG